Phlebotomus argentipes is the source of this 325-nucleotide messenger RNA. RefSeq lists its product as uncharacterized. Gene Ontology annotation, molecular function: catalytic activity. The transcript has a single exon. The coding region runs from base 1 to 174 and encodes 57 amino acids. NCBI's taxonomy places the organism in Eukaryota, Metazoa, Arthropoda, Insecta, Diptera, Psychodidae. The record is from RefSeq and is a predicted model, not a curated record.
AUGGUGUUCAUCGCUCUCUUCCCGGCCGUCGCCAUGCUCGCCAUGUUCAUUGUGCUCAUAAUAAUGGUCAUCCUGCGCCACGGGGAGCGCAUCUGCAAUCUCCGCCACCGUGCCUUCCCGGACGAUCGAGAGCUGAGCGAACUGGCGUACGAGCAGCGCAUCAGCGUGGCCUAAUCUAACUCCCUUGCACACCGUCCAAUCCGUCCAUUGCAACAUCCGUAGUCUGAUCUUUUUCUACCGCCCCUUUUUAUCAUCAACUCAGCGUUCACGCGCAAGUGUUUCUUUUUUUUUAUAUACAAAAUCAUGGAAUACUUUUGAGAAUAAA